Messenger RNA from Salmo salar (Atlantic salmon), 1515 nucleotides. Its product is annotated as ubiquitin-like protein 7. Gene Ontology annotation, molecular function: polyubiquitin modification-dependent protein binding. NCBI's taxonomy places the organism in Eukaryota, Metazoa, Chordata, Actinopteri, Salmoniformes, Salmonidae. The record is from RefSeq and is a predicted model, not a curated record. Gene Ontology annotation, biological process: ubiquitin-dependent protein catabolic process. Gene Ontology annotation, cellular component: cytosol.
UGUGAGUCUGCAGCAUAAUUUUGCAAUGGGUUUCAUGUGUCAUUCGUGGAUUUAAUGCGUUUUCGUGGCUGCCAUACGAACGUUAUUUUUGAAAACGUCAUCCAAACGCAACAGCUCAUGAUGUCGGAGUGGCACCUGUCAUUGAAGCUGGUGGAUCAGCCCAAAUCCACCUUCCACUUCCCUGAGACAAUGCCUGGAGACGUGUCUCCCGGCGGGUACCGAGUCUCUACUCUGAAACAGCUCGUUGCAGCACAGCUUCCUGAUUCCCUACCGGACCCCGAACUCAUAGAGCUGGUACAUUGUGGUCGCAAGUUGAAGGACGACCUGACUUUAGACUCCUGUGGGAUCCAGCCUGGAUCCACCCUGCACAUCCUCAAAAGGACCUGGCCUGAACCAGAGAUCAAUCCAGAGCCAGUGAACAGGACAACUGCAGCCAGGGAGUUCCGUGUGCUGCAGGCAGCCCUCCACUCCAACUCCACCUACAGAGACUCGGUGUUUAAGAUGCUGACUAAUAAGGAGUCUCUAGAUCAGAUCAUUGUGGCCACGCCAGGGCUGAGAUCUGACCCGGUAGCACUAGGAGUGCUCCAAGACAAAGAUCUAUUUGUGCAAUUCACAGACCCUAACAUGCUGGAUGUGUUGAUCAGUUCUCACCCAGCCUUGGUCAAUGCCAUCAUCCUGGUCCUCCACUCAGUGGCUGGCAGCAUGCCUGCUCAGUCCAGCGCCGGCUCUUCCCGCAACGUUUCCUCCAGCUCCUACAGUGACAUGCCAGGAGGGUUUAUGUUUGAGGGCAUGUCUGAUGACGAUGAAGAUUUCCAAUCGGGAAAUCCGGCAGGCCCAUCCAACCGAACCGGGGGCCCAGCAGGAAUGCGGCCUGUGUCCCUUGGCCAUAGUGGAGCUACAGGCCCUCGACCCAUAACACAGAGUGAGCUGGCCACUGCCCUGGCCCUGGCCAGUACUCCUGAGAGCAGUGCUGUUACUCCCACUGCGGGGGCUCAGCAGGACCCCUCAUCUGGAGUGCCUCCCACGCCAGCAGGGACUCCUGUCAGCAAUGACCUUUUCAGCCAGGCACUGCAGCAGGCUCUGCAGGCCUCCAGCAUGUCCAGCAUGUCCUCUCUGCAGGGGCGUUGGCAGUCCCAGCUGCAGCAGCUGAGAGACAUGGGGAUCCAGGAUGAGGAGCUGAUGUUACGGGCGCUGCAGGCUACAGACGGGGACAUCCAGUCAGCUCUGGAGCUCAUCUUCGCUGGAGGGCCAGGACUCUGAGCCAAGCCAGGGCCCUGUGAGAGGAGAGUGCAGGGGGAAACGUCUCUACACAGACGCAAGCUGAUGGCUCUGGUCAUUCUGCCAUUAGGCUGUGAUAUGGACACUUAUAUGGACACUGCUUCAGACAUGAAGACCUCAUUACUACUCCUCUACGCUUUCAUACACAGCCUAAAUGGAACAACCUUUAAAUGGCUGGCAAAACAUUUCUUCUUUUUGUUUUUGACUUGUAAUAAAGAUAAACAUGUACCUUAUCUA